Molecule: messenger RNA, 819 nt
Organism: Aureobasidium namibiae CBS 147.97
Lineage: Eukaryota; Fungi; Ascomycota; Dothideomycetes; Dothideales; Saccotheciaceae
Exons: 3
Coding region: 1-819 (272 amino acids)
Source: RefSeq, a predicted model, not a curated record
AUGCGUCUCGUUUUCUUGCUAGCUUCGCUGCUAUAUGUCGCCCGCGCAGAUAAGAGAUGUUUCAACGCUCAAGGCAUCGCAAUCACAGAUAGCUCGUUUGUGCCUUGCAAUUCUAGUGCAACAGAAAGCGCAUGUUGCGCGUCAAACAAAGGGAACGGCGAUAUCUGUAUCCAAGGAGGCCUCUGUUACGCACAACAAGGCUCUUACAGCGGCUACAUAUACGGCAACGGCUGCACCGACAGCACCUUCAGCGAUCAAACUUGUCCAUAUGCGUGUCCCAUGGCGAAGCAAAAUGGAUGGAAAGCCUACAACGUGCUGCCCUGCGCACUAGACACAUGGUGCUGCCGUGAAGCUUCGGAUCGAACAAACUGCUGCAACAACUCCAGCAUGAUCAUUGACAAAGAUCAGACGACAUACCUCGGACAAUUCAUCAACAAUGUAAUCCCGGGUACCUCUACCACCUCGGACGACUCAAACUCCACCGAGACAGCUGCAACAGCCACCGUCACGUCAACUGUCACAGCAACUCCAUCUGGCGACUCGGACUCGAACACCACAACCGUUGUUGGUGCAGCUGUAGGCGCUGUUCUAGGCGUCGCAUGCAUGAUUGCACUCGCCGGCCUGAUUUGGAUGAUGAGAAAGGUCAAGAACCUGAAGAGAGAGAUGCAGUCUCUCCGGUCACAAGAGUCAUACUCCAGCUCCAGCGCUCCCAUGACCCAACAACCAUACAAUCCACCGCAGAGUGCAGUCCCGAUGGUACAUACCUACGAAGCAGAUUGGGACAAUGGAAGAUACGAGAUUGAUGGUACCGGCAAGUAG